CAUAAAGGUGUUCUAGAUUUAAUGUGUACUUGUGCUGUGUUGCUGUGUUUGGUUUAGCUUUAUUGAUUUUAAAAAUUCUAUUAGAGAUAGCAGAAGAAAAACUGUAUGAGAUGGUUCCAAUCCAUAGAAUGCCUGGCGUUUCCGGUGCUAAAUAGGAAACGAUUCUUAAUUUUUAAGUCGAAUUGCAAAUUAUGCUGUGAUAUAGUGUUCCUGCACUACCAGGUAUAUGCAACGUAGUCAGUGAGUCUGGAUUCACAGAAAUAGGUUCUAGAAAACAUCAACAGCUUCUGACAAACUCGUUCAAAAAAUAAUAAGAUGAUUGUUGUACUUUAGUUUCAAAUAAAGUCACUGAUAAAAUUAACUUGAUAUUAAUAGCCAUCUUUACUUGAAAAACUCGUCAGAGAAACUGGAUUCUUCAUUCAGGAAACGCACUUUUCUUGACGUACAUUUUACAGACGUUACUUCUACAGAGAAUGUCUGACAUCGAAUAUUUCCGGAUACGUCCAUGUGAGAAGACGUUCAGUAUGUUAAACAGAUUGGAUUGUAUUAAUACAAGGAUCCAGUGGCUGGCAGUGAUAAGUGUCAUCUUUGGUUUUCUGGUAUUCUUUUCUCUAAAUCAAACAAAUUGGGGAGAAGUGAUUGCGACAUUGACGACUCAGAGCAAAGUGCUGAACAAUGAAAGCGAUGCGAGUCUCGACUCUUUAAAUCACAAAAUGAAUUGUAAAUCUAAGACUGUUUGUGGGACACACUGGCGUCUGGUCAGUUGGGAGGAUGCUAUAAAGGCUUUCUCUGAUCAGACGAUGGACGCCUGCAAUAACACCUGUGACACAAGUGAUAACGCUUCUGAUUGUUCUAGUUUCACCAAAGAAGACUGGAGCAGGCGACUUACUGCUGGAGACUUUAUUGCGAGACCUUUUCUGAAAGAUGGGAUGUAUAUUUAUGAGUUUGAAAAAGAAUACUUGAGUUAUCCCCCGUUGGAAGAUAUGAAGCAGUUACCGGUCUUGAAUUUAUCAAAAAUCACAGUGUUUGGAAGCAUUAACGACACUGUCCACUGUGACAUUGGUGACGUCAUUAAUGGACGCGUGGACCUGGUGGACAGCUACGGCCAACCCAGACACAAAGGAGGAGAUGAGGUGAGAAUGUGGUUGGUCAGCAAGUCAGAGAAACAGUUCAGAACUUCCGGUCACGUAACAGAUCUGAACAAUGGCAGUUAUCUGUUUAAUGGACUUUGCCUCUGGCCAGGUAACAUCCAGAUCAAUGUAGCAGUUGUGUAUCCAAGUGAGUAUAUCAGGGCAACCAUACAUCAAGCUCAGCUGUCAGCUUCCAGAUUUAUUUACGGAAACUUUGUCAAUAACACUACACAGGAAGCUACAAUCUGUUGGAGUUUACCAAAUAUUAUUGGAAGAUCUUGUGUCUGUAACCUGACCCAUAUCACUGGCCAGUCUUUAUAUUGUGGUAAACCUACAGAUACAAGACUUACAUGCAAGGACUGGGCUGCUACCUCUGCAGCGCCCUUGAUACAACCUAUAAACGUGACGAUGCAAGAGAGGAACCUGAUCCAGAGAAUGCCGACUAAAUACAUUUUGAAGCGUACAAUUCCACACAACAUACAAUUGUUGGUAAACGAGAAAGGUAAACUUCCUAAACUUAAGCCGUGCUCAGAGACGUCUUUAAAUGUUACCUGGAAUCUUACAACACCAGGUGGAUUCUGGGAACCAAAUAUGAAAUGGACGUCACUGCAAUGUGAGAGACCGCCACUGUCUUCUCCCUGGGCGAUGAGCUGUCUGAAGAACACCACAAUAAUGAUUUUCGGAGACUCCAAUGCAGUAAGAGUAUUUAAUGUACUCAGUCAAGUUACACACUGCACAGGGCUAUCAUCAUCUCUAUGGCCUAAGGCUGGGACAUGUAGGAACAAAGACGCAAACAUUAUCCUAUCCUUUACACCCCACGAGUUACCAUUAUAUCAACAUGCUUCCUGGACCCCAAAACUGAAUUACAAAGGCGUUGCUGAACAGAUCUACACUACACCAUCUGUUGGUAAAUACAUCAUCAUUGUUCACUACUAUCUACAUGCGACACCUUCGCAUCUCAGCGUCGUCCAUUCAAGAAUCAAAUCUUUGGCUGAAUCAAUAAGACAUCUUGCACGCAGAAACCCGGAUGUGCUUUUUGCUUUCCGGGGUCCUCACGUGACUUCAUUUGACUGGGACAUAAAUCACACAACAGGAGGAGACAGUUUGGGUAAAUUCUACUUACAGCUUAUACAAGAAACCUUCCAGGACCUUAGAGAUAAAAUAGUUUAUCUUGAUGGCUGGGGAAUGACAUUAGCGAUAGAGAAUGCUGAAUUUCACCCGACUGACAGAGUGCCACAGGAAAUGAUAAGGACUUUGUUAUCGUUUAGGUGUAAUGAAACUGGAUAUGUACCAAGAUAGCAAUAAAUAAUAAUGGAAUUUGUUUUUAUUAAAUUACAGGUCCAGGUGACUUAGCCUCGAUCGUUUGAAUAAUUUGUUGAGGAGAUAUAUUUGAUUAUUUUGGAUCGGGUAAAGACUCCUAAUUCAAAAAGUUGCUUUAUUGUUCUUUAAGUUCUAAAUACCAAUGUUCAAAAUGUUUGUUUGUAAAAUGUUUGACAUGUUUCGGAUGUUCCUUCAGAGUUGAAGAUAAUUACUUCCUAGUCCAAACCUCCCGAAGGACGACGGGGGAUGGGAGCGGGCAGGGUUUGAACCCAGGACCAUUGAUAAAUCUGAACGACAGUCCAGCGCGCAAAUCGCACGACCAGGCAGCCAUCCAUGGCGAUUAGAAAAGUCUCCUAAGUCCCCAUACAGAACACUGGUAGGACAAAAUCACCUUCUUUUUUGAAGACAUAUCUGUGUUUCAUAAAAUAAGAUAAUCAAAAAAAUCGCAGUUCACGUCGAAUCGUUUACAUUGCCUAAAAGUAUUGGGCAAUUAUUGUCUUGGAAGUUAAACGUUCCAGUGUAAUGUCAUUGAUGGUUACGUUCAGACAUUAAUAUUGAUAUUUGUAUUGUUUCAGCAUAAAUCAAAGUAUACUUCAAGGUUAGGUAUACAAAAGAUUUAGAUAAUACAAACAUUUUUUUUUUGUAAAAUUUUUAUAAUAACACGUUUUAACAGCAUUAUAGAACUAUACUGUCAUAUUUACAAUUUAAUGUAAAAAAAAGAUUUAUUAUGAAAUAAAAUGCAAAUUUUUCUUUUUAAAACGCGUAGAGAGUUCUCUAUAUCAUUGUACUACAAACAUAAAAAACCGGAAAGGUCAUCUCUUCAAAGGCAAAUAACUGUUGGUAAAUUGGUCAUUUAUUUUCAAUUAAUAAAAGAAUUAUUAAAUUUAGAAUUUUAAGGUCAAAUGUAGUUUCAGCAUUAAUCAAAGUAUAAGUUACUUCAAGUUUAGGUAUAAAAAGGAUUACGUGUCUUUUUACAUUUAGCAGUAGUGGCGCACAUGUAAAGAGUUGGCUCUCCGAACCAAUAGUACAGUGUUCGAUUCUUUGAACAGGUAUAUUUCGUAUGUAUUUUUUAAAAUUCUUUUUUUUUAAUAUAUGAAAGUUGAUUUAAAUUAAAUAAAAAAGGUCAAAUUUGUCCAAAUAGCGCUUACGUUUAAAAAUAUUUAUAUCAUUAUUAGUCUCUAAAAUAAAAGCUUUAAUACAUGGUAAUAAUUCACCAGCACAAUAACAUUUAAGUAAAAGCUACAUACACAUCUCUACGCAAUUAAAGUGUAAACAAUUUAUAAAACCCUUAAAACAAUAAUACUUAACAUGCAUCUGCAAACUACAUUUCUUUUUUUCUCUUCCAUAAUUCCAUAAUACAUCAAUCAACAAUAAGAUGGUGCGCAAAUGUUUUAUUGGGCCAAUUUAUUCAUUAAAACUUGUUCUUGUUUGCGAAGAAAUGUUUGGUGUACUGCUGGAAGCCUAGUGACGUAAGCGGUGUCAAGUUUUUUUUCCCAUUGACAUGAUGGAAAAUUUUCAUUCAUAAAACAUUCUAGCCAAAAUUAAUACAUACAUACAAUAAUUGUUCGCUUAACAGUAUAGGAUUUAUUAGAGUAGACAAAUAUUAAUCAAUAAUAAAAUAAGCAGUUAUUUAACAGAUUUACCUAGAAUAGGUAAAGGUUAAUGUCCAUGCUAAUUCAUUUUACAGCAAUGUUUAGUUAAACAGUAAGGUUUUAUAAAACAUUCUAGCCAAAAUUAAUACAUACACGAAUUGCUCGCUAAAGAGUUUAGGGUAUUUUAUAUGAAACGUAAAUUUUGUAUCGCUAAAAUGACAAAAACAACGCACUAUAGCGUCAGUGGCUGGUGUCAACGGGUGCGUUGAGCUGGUAGUGUUCUUUAAUAAAAACCCUUUACGAUGUAUAUUUUCACAACAAAAUCUGACUUCGGUUUAUUGAUUUUGUUAAAACAUACUGGAGGCGCGGUGGCUGAGUGGUAAAUCGCUUGGCUUUCAAUUCGGUGGUCCCUGAAUCUACUCCUGGUAAAAACUUUGACUUUUAAUUGCGGUAUCUUGACAGUUCGUUUCUUUGCAUUUCAAAACAUUAAAUAUGAGAUUUUUGUUUGGUCAAUGGAUAGAAAUAAAAGGGAGAUUAUUGGUGUUUCGGGUGUACACUGUAUGUGAAGUGUUGAUGAUGUAAGAAUGCAGAAUAGUGGUUCCCAAACUUUUUUGUCUCGUAGACCACUUGCCAUGUUUUAUGGUUUUCGGUAGACCCCCUAAUUAACCUAUUGCUUUUUUGCAAAUUCAUCAACUUUUUUGUUACAACACUUUUCUAACUGUAGCGAGUUGUAGAGUGAAAAUGUAAUUUAAAGCUACACAUCAAGUUAUAGAGAUCUAUUUUUUUUUGUAUUGAUCAAAUUCAAAUUUAUACCAAUUAAAAUUACAAUUAAUAUUUAUUACUGGAAUCACCAAACACAUUGAAUUGUUUUUUUUUUCACGUCUAUUAUCCUUUGCUAUGGAUAGUAUGUCUCAGAAGUUUGUUUUUCUAUGAAGUAGUCCUCAAACAAUAACAUAUUAAUUAAUCAAUUAAUUAAUUUGCCUUAUUUAUCAUUGUAAAAGUUCUCGCAAAGAGCAGUUUCUCGUGUAAUCUUUCAUGUGUGGCUCAAAUAGUGGGUGCGUAGAACUGUUUUUACUAACAGAAGGAGCGAAGGCGAGUAACUGUCGCCUAAACUAGUAACUUCCAGCAGGAAGGGUUCAUUAGCCUUGGCAGUCUACCUUGCCGAAGGAAAACUGAAUUCAAACCUCUGCUGCCUUGCAGCUAUACCCGAACAUGGGAAAGGAUAAACCCUGUUAAAAAUAAGGAGCCGGCGACCUUUAGGGAGUUUGCAGCACACAGCGCAACACACUGUCAGAGCC
Biomphalaria glabrata is the source of this 5340-nucleotide messenger RNA. RefSeq names its product NXPE family member 4-like. The transcript has 8 exons. The record is from RefSeq and is a predicted model, not a curated record. The coding region runs from base 474 to 2429 and encodes 651 amino acids. Lineage: Eukaryota; Metazoa; Mollusca; Gastropoda; Planorbidae.